This is a messenger RNA of Caenorhabditis elegans, 1835 nucleotides long. RefSeq names its product GlyPicaN (gene gpn-1). The transcript is spliced from 9 exons. Bases 126 to 1757 code for a protein of 543 amino acids. Gene Ontology annotation, biological process: regulation of signal transduction. Gene Ontology annotation, cellular component: extracellular matrix; plasma membrane. NCBI's taxonomy places the organism in Eukaryota, Metazoa, Nematoda, Chromadorea, Rhabditida, Rhabditidae. The record is from RefSeq and is marked reviewed.
ACACACACGCACAAAAAGCGAGCAGGAGACUCAUUUAGACAGAAAGGCACUCUUCGCAACUGGUAUCAAACGAUUAUUUUUGGUUUUCGAUAACGAGGAAAAACCCAAGCUCGUAUGCUUUUUCUAUGUUUUCUGACACUUUGGCCUGGCUCUUGAUUUUGCUUCUUGCGAUGCCACAAGAAACACAUGGGUUUUAUUUUACAAGGCGGGAUAUUCACGGAGUGAUGUGCUCAUCAUCAUUUGAAGACCAGUGCACUAUGGAAGAACGGAGUCGAUUGCAAACGAAUACGGUAGAUAUGUUGACAAGGAAACAUCAAGACCGAGUGAUAGUGAUUCGCUCUUUUCUGACGUCACAGAUUAGAAUUUUUAACGAAUUUUUUUCGAAAACCCUGCGAACCGUUCACAUGGAUCUUGACUUGAUGUUCUCGAAAACAUAUGGGUCGUUUUAUCAAGAAAAUAUACAACUUUUGAAUGAUUUUUUCAAAAAGAUCAAAGGUUUUUCUGUAAGCUUUGCGGAAACCAGCAUGAAAACUAUAGUGGAACUGUUUUUCGAUGAACUUUUUCAAGUGAUGUUCAGCAUUGCCAAUCCAUUUUAUUCAAUCACAAACGAUCAGCGAGUAUGCAUGGAAAGCUUCUACCGGGAAAUUGAAGCAUUCGAUGAUAUCCCUCAAAAAAUUGUUAACCAACUUUCUCUACCUCUGUCGAACUGGAAGCAUUUUUUGGGAUCCCUGGAAUCGCUGAACGGGAUUUUGGAGGGAUACUUGAAUAUAACAUUUAAAGAAGAAUGUGAACGGGGACUCACAAGGAUGGAGACAUGUGCACAGUGUCAGAGAAUUUCUGAAAAACCGUGCCAAGCGUACUGUGUGAAUAUUUUGUCAGGAUGCACACAUCAAAUGCUGGACAGUGAAGGAGCAUGGAGAGCGGCGACAGAAAGUAUGAUUAAGCUGGGUAAUCAACUGAAUCACCGACAAAAUCUGGUUUCCGCGCUACAACCAAUUCCGGUACUAAUCAGUGAAGCCAUUAUGCAUUUCCAAGAAAAACGGGAUUAUAUAACAAACAAGAUGAUUGGAAAGUGCCUGCUCAAUAAUGAAGAUUUCGGACUGCGCAAGAAGCGUUCCGCAAAGUUCAAGGCUUUUCCAGUGAUCACCACCAAACGAAGUCGAGACCACCUGAUACUCAAUCAAAUGUUUCAGUCAUUUGCAAAUAAGAUGGACGAAUGGAAAGUAUUUUUUGGAAAUUUGCCUGAAUACUUGUGUAGGGGAGAGGACUGGGCUAGUAAGGAGGAUGAGAGGUGCUGGAAUGGAACUGGCGUUGGGGAGUACAAGCUCCCCUUAGUGAAUUAUACGAACCCGUUCUCAAAUCCAGAGUAUCAAGGGACUGAUUUUCUGACAUUUCGAGGAAACUACAUUGAAGAACGAUUACGCCUACACUGGUUGCAUUCACGGAUAUCUCAUAUUCUGUCUGGGAAAGAUUCUCAAAAGUCAGAGGCAUACUAUUCACACAAAGCAGAAGCCAGGAUACAAAGUGAUGAUGAAGAUUAUUCCGAUUACGAGUAUGAAAGUUCUGGGAACUUUCCCGGAUCCGGAAGCUACAUGAGCUCUAAACGGGAAUACUCGCCAUAUUUCCGAAAACAUGACGAUAAAAUUGAAAUUGUUAUCGAACCAUACCCAGUGAUAUCAACAUCCCGUAAACAUUUUCACAGUUUUGUAAUUGUAAUUUUUAUGUUAUUUUCUGCUUUGUUUCAAUGUUCUAGGUAACUUUUUGAUUGAAUUGCUUAGUUGUAUAUACAGAGUCUGUACUUGUUUGAAAAUGAAACGUGUAUCUUCUUUUUGAAC